This is a messenger RNA of Equus caballus (horse), 3252 nucleotides long. RefSeq names its product gamma-aminobutyric acid type A receptor subunit rho3 (gene GABRR3). Gene Ontology annotation, biological process: nervous system process; chloride transmembrane transport; signal transduction. Gene Ontology annotation, cellular component: plasma membrane; synapse; neuron projection. Gene Ontology annotation, molecular function: extracellular ligand-gated monoatomic ion channel activity; GABA-A receptor activity; neurotransmitter receptor activity. The record is from RefSeq and is a predicted model, not a curated record. NCBI's taxonomy places the organism in Eukaryota, Metazoa, Chordata, Mammalia, Perissodactyla, Equidae.
UUAUAAAUAGUGUGUGUUCAAUAGAUAGUGAAUGGCUACAUCCUGCCUACACACCAGCUUAUUGUUUCAGCUAAAACCUGGAAAUUGGAUCACGUGAUGAUGUUCAUGAAGUCUUACUGAAUAUUCUCGUAAGCUGGGACGCCCGGCGUUCCUAGGGGAACUAGCACGUCAAACGCCACGGCUCCCUGGGAAACACUCCGCCCAGGAUUUUUCACCACAUCUGGCAGCUGAAAUUGUUUGACACGUUGGAGCGCCGGGGCCUGUGCUGAGCCCUCGGCUGCACCAGCUCCUUCCACCCACAGGGCCCCCAGGAAGUGGCGCUGUCACGACCCCUCAUGUUCCAGUGUGGAAACUGGCUCAGAGAGGUUCGAUCUGCUCCAGGCCGUGAAAACAGCAGCGAGUGGUGGAACCAAGAUGCAGCGGCGGGAAGCGGGUGGAGAAGGCCAUUCGAACGACAUACUUGGAACAGUCUUUCCUCCCCAGAUGCUCCAACGUGGGAGCAGCUGCAUCACUGGGGGCGCCGAGUUUUCGAGAGACCCACGGGAUGUGGUGACAUCAGCCGGUUAAACUGAACUCCGCGCCUCGCUGUAAACCCGCGUUGCCCUCAAGUCUCGCGCUCCCGCAGUUCCUGCCGGGAGGACGCUCGGAGUCCCAGGGAUGCGGCCGGAAGAGCAGCGGACGCGAGGGCGGGAAGGCGGCAUCCUGCGGCCCUGGAACAGGGGCAGCUUUCCGAUAAAUGACCAGGACUUCCCGUUCUGGGGAGGCGGGACUUGAUCCGAGCUCGACCGUGGUCCUGACCAGGGGAGGCGAGACAAGCAGGGUCUCCAGUCCCAGUGGGUAUAGAUGUCCAGGUUGAAAGCAUUGACAGCAUUUCAGAGGUUAACAUGGACUUCACCAUGACUUUUUAUCUCAGACACUACUGGAAAGAUGAGAGACUCUCCUUUCCUAGCACAACAAACAGAAGCAUGACCUUUGAUCACAGAUUGAUCAAAAAGAUUUGGGUGCCUGAUAUCUUUUUUGUCCAUUCUAAAAGAUCUUUCAUCCAUGAUACAACUAUGGAGAACAUCAUGCUGCGUGUACACCCUGAUGGAAAUGUCCUCUUCAGUCUCAGGAUAACUGUUUCUGCGAUGUGCUUUAUGGAUUUUGGCAGGUUUCCUCUUGACACUCAAAACUGCUCCCUUGAACUGGAAAGCUAUGCCUACAAUGAGGAGGACCUAAUGCUCUACUGGAAACACGGAAACAAGUCCCUAAACACGGACGAGCACAUCUCCCUUUCUCAGUUCUUCGUGGAGGAGUUCAGUGCAUCCAGUGGAUUCGCCUUCUAUAGCAGCACAGGUUGGUACAAUAGGCUUUUCAUCAACUUUGUGCUGAGGAGGCAUAUUUUCUUCUUCAUGCUGCAAACCUAUUUCCCGGCUGUGUUGAUGGUAAUGCUUUCGUGGGUGUCAUUUUGGAUUGACCGAAGAGCUGUUCCUGCGAGAGUUUCCCUGGGAAUCACCACGGUGCUGACCAUGGCCACGAUCGUCUCCGGAGUAAGUGCCUCCAUGCCCCAGGUGUCCUACGUGAAGGCCGUGGACGUGUACCUGUGGGUCAGCUCCCUCUUUGUGUUCCUGUCAGUCAUUGAGUACGCAGCUGUGAACUACCUGACCACAGUGGAGGAGCAGCACCGAUUCGAGAAGACAGGGAAGGUUUCCGGAAUGUACAAUAUUGAUGCAGUUCAAGCCAUGGCCUUCGAUGGUUGUUACCAGGACAGUGAGACUGACGUGGACCAGACUUCCUUUUCUCUACACUCAGAAGAGGACUCUGUGCCAGGAAGAUGCACAGGCAGCCCCAGCGCAGAUUCAUCUCACACAAAGAGAAGAAAAUCCCUCGGGGGGGACGUUGGUAAAGCCAUUCUGGAGAACAACCAUGUCAUUGAUACCUAUGCCAGGAUUUUAUUUCCCAUUGUGUAUAUUAUAUUUAAUUUGUUUUACUGGGGUAUAUAUGUGUGAAGAGGAACUCCCCAUGUACACAACUUGUUUUGGAGUCAGAUUAUGUUAAAAACAACAACAACAAACAGCUCUUGACUAUAAAUUGGAUGGUACUAGACUAAACUGCACGUCGGCCAGUCACCUCUCCUGACCUAAGAAGACUUGAAGUUGACUUUCAGUCGAUUUCCAUUUGGAAAGAGUUUAAGGCCCUGGAAGAAUCUGCCUCCACAAAUAAGAGUCACGAGCAUACACACUAUGGAAAACAGUUCCCAUAGGGAAGGGCUUUGUAACUACUUCAUCUGGGCCCUCCUUGCUUUCGAAAGGUAAAUUUUCUGUAUUUAACUAAGGAGUAAAGCUGGACUAUGACAGUAAUUCAAGGGGACUUCGUUCCUCCAUGCUAGCCAACUCCCAGAUUCCCAACAGAGCUGAAUCCUCCUGGGGAAGAACAUCGGCGCUGAGGUGGCACCACGGACACACGCGCUGAGAUCCCCACGAGGAGCCUUCCUCUCCCAUCUCCAGUCGAGUCUUUUAUCUUAUUUCACUAUUAAGUUCCAUAUAUUAUUGAGUCCAAAGGGGACAAAAAAAUCUAAACUUCACUCAGUCUUCCCAUCCUAAUGUUAAAUUAAUAUACCAAUCUUCAAUAAUAGCAUCUUGUAUUUUGUAGUUGAGGUAUAGCUUUCAUAGCUUCUUGGGAGUAUUUAAUUAAUUAGUUACUUUAUUUACCAAAUGUUUCUUGACCUCCUACGUGUGCCAGGCACUUUAUUAGGCAUUAUGUACUAAGAAACAAAUACGGAAUGACAUUCCUGCCAUCAGUGAGUGCAUAGCCUAGCAGGAACGGUGAACUGGUAGUCAUAAUAAAUAAUAAAUGUAAUGGAUGUUAAAAUGGAGCUGUGUACACUGUGCCGAAAAGGGAAUCCCAAAAGAAGGAAAAGAACAUCCACAAAGGGACGUGGACGCUAAAUUUAUAUACAACUGAAGAUGCUUCCAGACAUGGUCUUGAGUGAAAAAUUGAGUGAAAUUUACGUUUCCCAUAGUAAUCUUUAGUAACUUUGGUUGAACCAAGGAAAUCAGGUCACGUGAGUAUUAAAUAAAUGUUUGUUAAGUAGAAAAACCUCCAAUGAUCAGCAUUCCUUUGGUAGACUGGCAGUGUGCAUGCUUUUUUGUUGAGUGUUUUGUGAAAAACAUUUCAUUUAGAGAUAAGCCCUUGGUAGGAAGUAUGAAAUAUUUCCCGUCCUAUUUUGAUUUCUGGGAUUGGAUUAAGAAAAAUAAAUUAAACAGUAUAUUA